ACAUGAAAACACAUAUUGCCUGUAAAAUAAGUUUGCUGUUGCUCAUGGUGCUGAAAGAAUCUAUCUGCAAUCCAAGAAUAAAAAGAUCGAACAACGUGGAUAAUUUCAACGUCCUGUUAAACAUUUACAAAAUGAAUCCUUUAAAACGUUCUGAUGUAUACAAAAAGUUUUCUAAUCAAAUACUUUUACCUCGAUCGGAAGGCGCGACAGGCGACUUGAAUUUUAAUUCAAUCGAAAGUAGCAAGGAAAUACAAAAUAGGACGAAGAAAUCAAACGAAAUCGCAAUACGAAGAACUAAUGCAAAUCAAUAUUUAAAUAAUUUAAACCAUCCUGAUUUGGCAAACACUAUCAUCAAAAGAGAUUCAGUUCAUCGUAUCGAAAUAAGAAAAGAAAAAGACGCGCCAAUUCCUGAAGAUAAUGAAAAACAAAUGCCUGCAACUAGAUUAUUCCCUGUGCAUAUUAUUCGUAAAUUUAAAGAGCAUUUUCAUUCAUUUGAUAAUGGAGACAGGAUGAUAGAUUUACAGGACAAUGAAAUCGAUGGUGGCCAAGACGCUGAUACCGUUGUAAUGAAGUAAAUUUAAAUGUACAUGAGAUGAAUUUUGUUGUGCGGUGAAUUUAAAUGUAAACUUUAGAUAUUUAGCUACUAAAUAAUGUGAUGUAUUCAGCAUUUUGAUAUCUAUUUAGAUUUCGAAUGACGAGCCAAACAUUUU
Colias croceus (clouded yellow) is the source of this 710-nucleotide messenger RNA. RefSeq lists its product as uncharacterized. Lineage: Eukaryota; Metazoa; Arthropoda; Insecta; Lepidoptera; Pieridae. The record is from RefSeq and is a predicted model, not a curated record. The transcript is spliced from 2 exons. Bases 3 to 575 code for a protein of 190 amino acids.